AUGGUCGCACACUUCGACCUCCUCCAAACCCUCCAAACGUGGACCUCUCAACUCCCCUCUCAACUCCCCUCUCUCCCACCAUCUCUCACCAACCACCUACCCCUCCUCAGCCUCCCCACCAAAUUCCCCCUCGACCUCAACCUCAACCUCCCGACCAAUCUCCCCAAGUUCAACCUCCCUACCAAACUCACUUUCACAAAGUCCACCCUCAUCACUCUCCCAACAAAAUUCACCCUCAUCAGCCUCCCAACAACCAAAUUCGCCCUCCCUCGACUCUCCCUCGGCAAACUCUCCACCCUCGUCGAUCAAGACCAAGACCAACUGCUCAACCGCAUCUGGAUCGGCCUAUUGGUGCUUGAGGCGUUGUUGGUGUUGGGUGUGCUGUUGAGGGGGGUUUUGGGGGUUAGGUUUCGGUUUCGGUCGAGGCCGAGGUCUCGAUGGAGUGGUCGAGAGCUAAAGGGAGAUGGGAGGUAUGAGGAUGGGGAUGGGAGGUUGAUGUCACCUUGGAAUUCACCGAUGGGGUCGCCGAUUGGUUCACCGGUUGUGUCGCCGGUGGGUUCGCCGGUGAGGGGAGGGGGGUAUUAUAGGAGUGGGUACGGGCAGAAGGAUGGGUAUUUUGGAUAUGAGGGGUAUGAGUAUGGGUAUCGGGAUGGGUAUCAGAGGAGGAGGAGUUUGGGGGUUGGGUCUGGGAGGGGGGGGAUGGAGGAUGGGUAUGGGUGGGAGAAGUGA
Dichotomopilus funicola is the source of this 729-nucleotide messenger RNA. RefSeq lists its product as uncharacterized. The record is from RefSeq and is a predicted model, not a curated record. The transcript has a single exon. Bases 1 to 729 code for a protein of 242 amino acids. NCBI's taxonomy places the organism in Eukaryota, Fungi, Ascomycota, Sordariomycetes, Sordariales, Chaetomiaceae.